AUGUCCAGUACCAGCCAAACACAAAUGAAUCUUUCGCAGGAACUCGAAACCUUAUCAUUGUCGGACAAAGAAGAAAAGUUUAGUGAAUAUCUUGACAAGCUAGGAACAUUAUCUCAUGUCGAAAAAGAAGCAAAAUUUAGAGAGUUUUGGGAUAAAAUGAGUCAAUGUUUUGCUGGUACAGGUAAUAUACACUCUACCCACGAUAACGAAAAUAUGACCCAAUACCAGACAGAUGAAUAUCGCAAAAUGGCAAUUGCAGAUAAAACUUUUUCAUUCGCAAAGCAGCAUAAACUUGAGCACAUUAUUUUCUCUGAUUUCACGACUUUACCCGACGGUAAUGUUAUUGGGUCUGGUGUAGAUGGUAAACAACUUGAACAAGUUAUGUGCGCCAAUAUUAAUGUUACCACUCGUUUUACUUGUAAGAACGUCGGUGAUAAGCUUUGUACAAAUUGUAGAGUUAUCUUUUAUUGCAGCAAAGAAUGUCAAAAGAUGCAUUGGAAGUUUCAUAAAACUGAAUGUAAAUCUGACAUCGCAUCAAAAGAUUGGCAACCAAACUAUAUUAAGGAAAAGAGAACACCAUCGUUCUUUUCAGAUAGUCCUUCUAUGCCUUUUUUUAAUCCUAUGAAAAAAGUAGAAUAUUUAUGGGGGAAUAUGCCAGCAAUUGAUAUUGUUAAAAUAGCUUUUAAUGAACUUGCAGAUGGAAAAUCAAGUUUUAAUAAGCCCAUUAACCUUCUCUUUGCUGCAAGUGGAGAUCUCAAUGAUAUUAUUACAUCAAUAAAUGGAUUACCACUCGACUUCGAUCAACCAGUUAAUAUUUGUGUUAACGAUUACGCAGAAAGGGUUGUGGUUCGAAACUUUAUUAUACUUUAUUUGCUUGCAAAACUUGGAAAGAAUGCUAUUGAUAUCGCUAUUCAUAUUUG
Molecule: messenger RNA, 920 nt
Organism: Dentiscutata erythropus
Lineage: Eukaryota; Fungi; Glomeromycota; Glomeromycetes; Diversisporales; Gigasporaceae
Source: the annotation of a GenBank genome assembly